CCAGGGACGCUGGGCAGGAAAGGACUUAACGGGGUUUCUGUGGCAGGAGCAGCGGGGAUGCAGGGAAAUCAAAGCCGUUUGCAAACCCCCCACUGGAUCCGGAGCUUUCAGCCCCAUCCAGACCCCGUCCCCCAAGUGCCUCAGCACCCCGGGGCGAUGGAGCCAGCAGGACUCCCCGAUGGGCGACAGGGCUGGAGAGGUGCGGAGCCUGAGCUCGGCUGCCAUCCAGCAGCGCCCACGCACCACGGCGACCGCACAUGCAGAGCACCCGGGGCCACCAGUGAGCACAGACCCUCGUGCAAAGCCGCUGGAUGAUCUGGGGGGUCCCCCAGCCCCUCUGCUGCAUGCCCUGCCCAGCCCCCAGCUUACAGCCCCUGGAGAAAGGGCUAAGCGGAGACUCUCGGUGCAUGGCACCUGCAUUCCCAGCAGGGUUAGCUCCCCUGGCUCCGAGGCGCUAAGUCUUAUGCAAGGCACAGCGUGUGCGCUGGAAGGUCAAGUUACUCCCCGCUGCCUGUGCCAAGCAAAGGAGUUUCUGCUGCCCCAGCAACAGAGCCAGGCAGCGGGGACAGCAAGGGUUGAGUGGGUCCUGGACUCUGACUCCCCUCCCCGCUCCCUGCCACGGGCCCCAGGCCAGCAGUGCUCCUUCCUCCGGGGAUCCUCCCCCACGCCCCGCAGCAGAGCAGCAUCCUCAUCCCCUUCGCACACAGAUGGAGCCAUCUCAGAAGAGACUGCGAGGGACCACUGUGCCUCUGUUCAGACCCCCCACAGCCCAGAUUUGCAGUAUCAGAGGCCGUAUUGCCCUCUUUGGCGGCAUCUGCCAGGUGGAAACUCCAACCCCUUAGAAAGCUCAUCCUAAGACAUGGCUACUCCUCCUGAUCCCAUGAGAUGCCUCCUUUUACAUACUGUGGAAGAUUUGCCUGACCAAUGGUCAGUGCCCCGCUGCUGGAGGUGAGCCAGCAAAUCCCAGUCUCCAGGAAGGAGGAAGAGGCUGAAGUAGAACUACUACACGUCUAACUCCACAGGCUGCAGUGGACUGGAUGCAGGAGACUCCCUCAGCCUCACGUUGUUAAGCCCUUUCUAGGGCAUCAGUCCUAGGAGGGCCACAUCAUGGUAGUUGAGUUGUGCCGCACAGCUCCUUCCUCUUUACAAGAGAGCCAAAGUCACUCAAGCAGAUCAGAGACCCUAAGAAGGGGGAUGAAUCUCUCUAAAUUCAAGCAUCACCCAGAGUCACCAGUUCUAGACAUACAGGUGCAAGGACAGCAGGCAGACCCCUUUUGAGGGGGCCAAAUUCCAGUUGUAUAGGUAAAGGACUUGUGUCAAUGGGAGAAUUGCAGAGACCAAGGGUAGCACCUUUCUUGUAUGCAGUAAUUAGGGUUCUAGUUAUUUGCUCAGUAUUCAUGGCACUCUGAACAUCAGUGGGGAGGAUGUGCUCAGUUUAGGGCUGCUGAUUUCCCCAUGCUAAAUUACCUCUCCUCUGCACUCUCCUCGCCUGCACCAGCUCCCAGCCUAGGUCACUCCCAUGCCACACCCUAACCUAUCACAAUGCUCAGGCAUGUGAGUGGUUGACGGGUAAAAUGUUACUGUUAAGUGACCACCCAGUGAGAGGUUGGUAGAAGCAUCUGUGUUGGGGGAGAAGGAGUUCUCAUGUCUCAGAGCUGCCAUUCCAGCCGGUCUGCAGACACAAGCAGACACUGCCUUGCAUUGAUUUACAGUCCCAUAUGUGGAAGCCCCACUUUACAGCCAUGAGGAUUGGAACAUUAUUCUAAUGAAAGCUCAUUCUACAGCGCAUGAGUAAGUCACACGAGUCACAAAUAUAUCGAGUGGCCCUAGCAUCAGACAUCCCUGUGCUAGAAGGUGCAGAGGUCUCCACCAAAUGUAAACAUCCAAGUACCCAUUAUGUGACAUUCCUUCAGAGCCAUGCCCAGCUCAGACUAAUACAGAUCUCCAACGCUCCAAGAAAGAAAAACCAGCUGUUGGAUGACAAGAGUGGGUCUCUAGACUCUUCUGGUAUGGCAGCUGCUCCCGCAAGUGUAACCCGAGGGAGGGGUACUACAGAUUGAAGAUUUCUCCCUUCCCCACCACACACCAAUAAAGACACUGAACGAAACCCCUCAGAUGAGCGGU
This is a messenger RNA of Malaclemys terrapin pileata, 2124 nucleotides long. RefSeq lists its product as uncharacterized. Bases 179 to 856 code for a protein of 225 amino acids. The transcript is spliced from 2 exons. The record is from RefSeq and is a predicted model, not a curated record. Lineage: Eukaryota; Metazoa; Chordata; Testudines; Emydidae.